UCAGAUGAUUUGUUGACUUGUUGUUAUUCUGUCAAGCAGUGUUCUGUUUAAAAAAAGUCAUAAAAAUGAUUCACUUCGAUAAAACGUAAAGUUUAAUCCAUUAAAAAUAUGAGUUGGAACGUGCAGCCCGUUCUGGAGGACGCCAUGGCUGCUGCCGGUCGGGCGGUGACCUUUGACACGGCCGGACAGGUUGGCCCUGCUUGUUACUUUUAUCGAGAAGCAGCGAGACUUCUGCUCUUAGUCGCUUCCACUGGCGACCAGCAACAAACCUGGCUGGACAAAGCACGCGACUACGAGGCCAGAGCCGAUGCUCUCGAUCAAAUGGCGGCUCCAAAGAGUCCAGACAAGCAGCCGCCACAAACAGAGGACCAGAAGAGUAUGUCCAGGGUCAAGUUCUUUUUCCACCAAGCGUUGGACGCUGACGAGGCUGGGGACAAAGCAGAGGCUUUGGAAAUGUACACUAAAGCAGUAGAACUAAGCUUGGAAGCCAAAAAAGUCACUCCAGACUUGGAUCUGCAGCGAAAAUUGACUAAAUUGGCUACUCAGGCGCUUGAAAGGGCUGAGGCCAUCAAAGGAAUAACACCGACCAGGACGGAAAACGUCAGGUCUGUUGGUUUAGGAACUGUCCCUGAAGAUUCCUCCUCACCGACUGAAGAUGUGCCUAAUUUAGUCCAGCCCGUCCGUCCAGCCCUGCACAGAGGAGACAGUGCCCAUUUAGUAGUCACCGGACAGAGUUCAUACACUCGAGAGGAGAAAAUGGUGUUGGAGAGGACGUCUCGAAUCAACAACAAUGAAUUUGUGCCAUUCAUGGUCGUCGAUCUGAGGGAGCAGUUCAGACUUACCAUGCCUUACACCGACAAGUCAGGACUUUUGGCUCUUUCACCGAAGCAGAUUAAAAAUUUUGCCAGGUGGGCUCGACCGGAUGAAAUUAGUCCUGCGCCAGUUAUGGUUGGUCAGAAUGGGGUAGAUUGCUGGAGCAUCAAACAGACUGUGGUCUCUGACUGCUCAUUUGUGGCUUCGCUGGCCAUUGGAGCUCUUUACGAAAGACGGUUUAAGAAGAAAUUAAUCACUUCCAUCAUUUAUCCGUGCAACUCAAAACACGAGCCUGUGUACAACCCUUUCGGCAAGUACAUGGUUAAGCUGCACAUAAAUGGGGUGGCUCGGAAAGUGGUAGUGGACGACCUGUUGCCUGUCGGCAAGUAUGGUGAGCUGUUGUGCUCCUUCUCCACCAACAAAAACGAACUCUGGAUCUCGUUGCUGGAAAAGGCCUACAUGAAGGUCAUGGGCGGCUACGACUUUCCGGGGUCAAAUAGCAAUAUUGACUUGCACGCCCUGACCGGCUGGGUGCCUGAGCGAAUGCCGAUGCACCCUGAAGAUGGAGUUUUUAACAAGGAGGCCUUUUUUACCACCCUGAUCGAAAGGCUGCACAGGGGUGACGUUUUGGCCACCGUAGCAACUGGGCAGCUCAGCCAGACUGAGGCUGACAGGGCGGGACUCGUGCCCACCCAUGCGUAUGCCGUCCUUGAUGUUCAAGAAGUCAAAGGUGUGCGUUUGCUGAAGCUAAAGAACCCAUGGUCCCACUUGAGGUGGCGAGGAAAUUAUUCAGAGUUGGACACUCGCCACUGGACGCCCGAAAUGCGGGCGGCCCUCAAGUUCGACCCCGACAGCGCAGCCUCCUUUGACAACGGCGUCUUCUGGAUUGACUACGACAGCAUUAUCAAGUUCUUUGACGUUUUUUACCUCAACUGGAAUCCUGCCCUAUUCAAAUACACCUUCUGCAUCCAUCAAUCGUGGCAAGCUGGUCUUGGCCCCAUGAAGGACGCGUUCAAUGUGAGCGAAAACCCGCAAUUUUUCCUGGACGUUCCAGCAACAACGAACAAAACGAACGUGUGGGUGCUGCUGACCCGGCACAUUACGCAGAUUGACGAUUUCCGCGAGAAUAAAGAGUACAUAACCCUUGUCGUCUACAAGAACAAUGGCAAACGCGUCUACUACCCUUAUGAGCCGCGGCCGUUUAUCGACGGCGUCCGAAUCAACAGUCCACACUACCUGACCAAAAUCCCUGUGAACGCAGGUGUGAACGAAAAGUUCACCUUGGUGGUGUCCCAGUACGAAAAGACAACGACCAUUUACUACACCCUCAGGGCCUAUUCGACGGUGCCUUUCACCCUGAAGAAACUCGGAUCCUCCUUCGACCACAAAAAGGAGGUGAGUGGGGAGUGGAAAGCAGGGACCGCGGGCGGCUGCAGAAACCACAAGGCCACCUUCCUGACCAACCCUCGCUACCAAAUCACCCUUUCGUCCACAAGUGGUCUGCUGAUCAACCUCAAGGGUCCCAAGCAGUACCCGAUUGGCUUUGAGGUUUUGUGCGUUGUCGCUUCGGAUCCGAACGCUCCCGGCGCCUUUGCCUCCAAGAGUUCUGGCGACUUCCGAUCGGGGUUUGUGGUGCUCGAGUUGGAGGCGGUGCCUGCAGGGACGUACGACAUCAUUGUGAGCACUUUUGUACCUAACCAGUUUGGACCCUUCAUCCUAACAGUGAAAGCCAACAACCAAUUCACCAUGUCCUCGCUCUGAGUUUUUUUAAUUAGAAUGAAUUUUAUUUAUUGUUUUCAAGUCAAAUAAAUUUAUCAAGUCAUUUUUAA
This is a messenger RNA of Neocloeon triangulifer, 2642 nucleotides long. Its product is annotated as calpain-7-like. Gene Ontology annotation, molecular function: calcium-dependent cysteine-type endopeptidase activity. Gene Ontology annotation, biological process: proteolysis. The coding region runs from base 109 to 2574 and encodes 821 amino acids. The transcript has 12 exons. The record is from RefSeq and is a predicted model, not a curated record. Lineage: Eukaryota; Metazoa; Arthropoda; Insecta; Ephemeroptera; Baetidae.